CUAUGAAAAUGAAUGUGUCAUUGUUGAUGUAGUUAAUUUGGACUUGGGUUAUUUGUCUUUUCUACUAUAUUUUGGAUCCAACUGACGAUCACGUCAUUACCAAGGAUUUUAUACCUAACUCUUACAAAUACAUCUUUUGCGGAUCAACGGACUCCGAUUUUACCUAGGACAUGGAUUUCGGCGAUAAAAGGAAAAAACAAAAACCAUAUUCCGAAUACGAACGGCAGACGCUCAUGCAGUUGGUGCAACAGAAAAUUGAUAUUGUAGAAAACCGUAGAACAGAUGUCAUAACUCAGAAAAAGAAAAACGACGCGUGGGAGGACAUCAGAAAUAAAUUUAACAAUUCUGAUAAUGUGUCUCAUAAAGCGAGUGUUGCACAACUAAAAAAAAUGUGGCAAAAUUUAAAAAGCCGGGCGAGGGAGGCAAAGGCUGCACUCGCGCAAAAAAAAUUGACUGACUGUGGGCCUGCACAUCCUGAUAUAGAGGUGGAAGAGACCCAAGUCCUUUCUAUUAUACCCACAGUGAUACCAUCGAUCAAUGUCAAGAUAGACAGUGAUAUCAGUCAACCAAGAACUUUUAAAUCAUGCAAGUAUUUAGGUCCUACAUUUAUUUGACAGAGCGUC
Messenger RNA from Papilio machaon (common yellow swallowtail), 623 nucleotides. Its product is annotated as myb/SANT-like DNA-binding domain-containing protein 3. Bases 171 to 614 code for a protein of 147 amino acids. The record is from RefSeq and is a predicted model, not a curated record. The transcript is spliced from 2 exons. NCBI's taxonomy places the organism in Eukaryota, Metazoa, Arthropoda, Insecta, Lepidoptera, Papilionidae.